AGCCGUUCUAAAUGAUUGUCUCGACACGGCCCAAUGCCAACCCAACUCCCAUCCCAAAGUCCAAUCCAACGGUGAAAGUAAAAUCAAGUUAUCACUCCAAAUCACCUAAUUAAGUGUAGCACUACAAAAUAACCAGAACAAAACAAUCAACACUCUCGCCGCCGGAGUUGUUCGAGAGAGGAGAGAGAAAAUUUGACGAUGAGGCUGUUAACACACAACAUGCUAUCUUCCAACAUCAAAGGUGUUAUCAAUGGCUUUCCUCUAAAAAUCGAAGCAGCCAAAGUGGUGGAGAAACAAGUCGAUAUGAAUUCCGAUUUUCUCAACAACAUCUUCAGCAAAAUCGAAUGGAAGCCAUUUGUUGAUGCUGCUAAAACCUUGGGAUUUUCCGAAUUACCUGAAGAUGUUGAUCAAUCUUUGCUUGUUUCUCAGGAAUUUCUUACCAAGUUUCAUCAUGCUCUGCUUGAGAUUCAUCUUGAAGAAGGUGCCCUUGUUUGCCCUGAAACUGGGCGUAAGUUCCCUGUUAAUAAGGGUAUUCCUAAUAUGCUUCUUCAUGAAGAUGAAGUUUGAUUUUGAUUCUUUUUAUUACUUGAAACAGUUACGAUUGUAAUUUGUAAUUUAUAAUGGAUGCAUAUUAAGUGUUUGAUGAAAUGUCUCAAUGAAGAAAAACGUGUUAUUUUGAUGCUAUGAUGCAAGUUGAGUAUUGA
Molecule: messenger RNA, 704 nt
Organism: Chenopodium quinoa (quinoa)
Lineage: Eukaryota; Viridiplantae; Streptophyta; Magnoliopsida; Caryophyllales; Amaranthaceae
Product: multifunctional methyltransferase subunit TRM112-like protein At1g22270
Exons: 1
Coding region: 199-567 (122 amino acids)
Biological process (GO): tRNA methylation; peptidyl-glutamine methylation; rRNA (guanine-N7)-methylation
Molecular function (GO): protein heterodimerization activity
Source: RefSeq, a predicted model, not a curated record